Vespa mandarinia (Asian giant hornet) is the source of this 1562-nucleotide messenger RNA. RefSeq names its product ubiquitin domain-containing protein UBFD1. Lineage: Eukaryota; Metazoa; Arthropoda; Insecta; Hymenoptera; Vespidae. The record is from RefSeq and is a predicted model, not a curated record. Gene Ontology annotation, molecular function: cadherin binding; RNA binding.
UUAACUUCCGAACGAUUAUUAAUUUGAAAAUAUCUUUUUCAAAUGUAUUUUUUUUCGUUUAAAUUAAUUUUACGCAACAUAACCUUUACGUUUAUUGUCUGAAGUCAUGGAACAGGUGGACUUUUGUACUACAAAAGGUGACGGGAAUGACAAAUGUUGUAAUUCCUCUCCAUGCCCAGAAAUAGUAGCUAAUUCGAUGUCGGAUGAAAAUGUAUCAGAAAAAACAAAUGUACUCAGAACAGAUCAUGAAAAUGAUAGUGUACAGCCUAUUGAAGAUACAGCUGCUACUACAUCUCAAGACAUACCACAAGAAAAAAUAGACUUUAAAGUAAUCUACAACAAACAGAAGAUUAAUAUAAAUUUUGCAUUAGAUGGUACUGUGGCCGAGCUGAAAGCACAUCUUCAAAAUAUUAUUUCAGUGCCACAAGUAAUGCAAAAAGUUAUGUUUAAAGGAUUAGCCAAAGAUGAUCAAACGCUUAGAAACUUGGGAGUUACAAAAGGUGCCAAAGUCAUGAUAGUAGGAUCAAAACUAGAUGAUGUAUUAGCUGUAUCAAUUCCGUCAAAGCAGGAUCUAGCAGAUGAAGCUAGUUCUACUGCAAGUAAGGAACCACUGUCGCAACAAAAAAUUCACCGUAAAAUUCUAGAUAAAGGUAUUCCAGAUGAUGUUAUGCCGGGUAUAUUAGAUAGUAAGGAACCACUACCUGAAUUUCCUAUCUCAGGUAUGCUGAAUAAAUUUCGUGGCAAGGUUAGACUUACAUUUAAAUUGGAACAAGACCAGCUUUGGAUCGGUACAAAAGAAAGAACUGAUAAAAUUCCUAUGAACUCAAUAAAAGGUGUCCAUAGUGAACCAAUACAUGAUCAUCCAGAGUAUCAUAUUAUGGGUAUACAAUUAGGAACAACAGAAGCAUCAAGAUAUUGGAUAUACUGGGUUCCUGCACAAUACAUAUCAGCCAUCAAGGAUGCUAUUCUUGGAAAGUGGUGUUACUUCUGAUCAAGUGCAAAUGGAAAUUUCGUUUUCUCUGAAAACAAUGUGUAAUCAAGUGUAAACAUUGACACAAAUACGAUUGUGCUAGUCACACACUUUUAACAGUAAGUAAUAACUUAUUUUGCGUUGAAAUGUCACUGAGGAGUCCCAAUAAAAAUAAUUUGUUCUAGUAAAGAAUACCUUAUAGAUAAUUAAGGUUUCAGUUAAUAGUGGUAUGAUAUGCGUCUCAAUUCAUUUUGCCAAUGUUUCAGGUUUUUAGAAUAAACUUUUGAAAGUGCUUUUAAAUUAUGUGGCACAUGACAUAUUCUGUGAUUAUUGGAACUUCCAUAGCUCAUAAUGUAUUACAAUGUUACACAGUUUAAAGAGCAGUUUCUUUUUCUAGGAGGGGGGAGGGUUAAUGUAAUCAUAAAUUACAUUACAUCAAAUCCAUAUAUUGUCCUAAUUAAACAUGAAUCACAAGAAGAGCAUUGUUUUUAUUUGGACACUUUAGCCAAAAAAUUAUAGCUUAAAUGAGUCAAUUGGAAAAUUCUAUGUUUUCUGAUUAUUUAAAUAGGGGCUUUUGAAAUUUAGAAUAAAA